Mytilus trossulus (common blue mussel) is the source of this 909-nucleotide messenger RNA. Its product is annotated as protein glp-1-like. The coding region runs from base 13 to 909 and encodes 298 amino acids. Gene Ontology annotation, molecular function: Notch binding. The record is from RefSeq and is a predicted model, not a curated record. The transcript has 8 exons. Lineage: Eukaryota; Metazoa; Mollusca; Bivalvia; Mytilida; Mytilidae.
AGCUUGAGAAAGAUGAUGAAAGUGUUGUAUUUCUGUGUAUGGAUAUCCGGGUUAAUCGGCCAAGGACAUGCAUAUUGUAAAUUUACACCUCAUGCAUCAAAAACAUGUUUAGAGUUUUGGACGUUCACUGAUAUGACAUAUGGUUGCCUGAAUGUAAAGGAUAAUAUGAAGUUUUCUGGACAGAAUAAAAUUGUUGAUGGAGAACAUUUUAUAAGUGUCAAUACUACAGACAUGAAUACAGGGAACAUUAUAACAGUAUGGGUUCGAAAGGCUGACGGACAUUGUACAAUGAACUGCUGUGAUAGGAAGACAAAUCAGAGACGUUUCCUUCUUGUGAUUCACCCUGAUUUAAAUAAAGAGUGUGAGUAUAUAUGUCAUGGACACUCCACGAGCUGUGCGUUAGUUGGAUUUACAGUGUUUUGUGAUUGUAAGGAAGGAUAUUCAGGACAUCAUUGUGAUAAAGAGGAUCCGUGUCAUAAUGUUGCGUGUCAAAACGGAGGACAAUGCUCAUCUGGAUUAUGUUCUUGUAUGAAUGGUUUCACCGGUCAUCAUUGCGAGAUAAAGGACCCAUGUCAUGAUGUUAUGUGUCAAAAUGGAGGACUUUGCUUGUCUGGGUUAUGUGGUUGUGUGAAUGGUUUUAUUGGUCGACGUUGUGAGAUGAUGAUGCCAGCAACAACUGUAAAAAGUAUACAAACAACGCAAACUACAGGUCAGAAGACAAUAUCACCAGUACAAAACAUACAAUCAACGCUACCUCCAAACCAGCAGACGAUACCAUCCUUAAAGCAAUGCGCAGAUGAACAGUUUAUCAACUGUCAAGAUCCAGAUAUAUGUCAAUCCCCAUUUAGUGGCAGGUGCCCGUUAAGUUGUGGGAUUUGUGGUAUGUGUAGCUCAGGUUACUUCAGAUAA